Sycon ciliatum is the source of this 1802-nucleotide messenger RNA. RefSeq lists its product as uncharacterized. Bases 1 to 891 code for a protein of 296 amino acids. Lineage: Eukaryota; Metazoa; Porifera; Calcarea; Leucosolenida; Sycettidae. The record is from RefSeq and is a predicted model, not a curated record. The transcript is spliced from 4 exons.
AUGGGGGAACUACAAACCCAAAACCCCGUCGUACCAUCGGCUGCAGAGGCGGGACCGCCGAAACGCGGUAAUAAGUUUGGCCAGAAAGCCAAGCCCCUUGUCAACUUGCCAUUGGAGCAAGUUGUUAUAGACGAGCUGCACCUCAUGUUGAGGAUUACCGAUGUCCUGACGGACAAUUUGCUGCAGCAGACAAUGUGGCUCGACAAGCAGGCCAAGUCGAAGACGCUUGCUGGCCCACACACUGAAAUGCUGGUCACCGCCAUCAGUGCAUGCGGUGUCAGCUUCAGUGUGUGGGAAAAGACUAAUGCCGACGGCUCAGGCAGUGGCCGCCUGGACUUCACCAGUCUGAUGGGGCCCGAUAAAAAAAUACUGCUCCAGAAUCUGCCCGAGAAGCUGGAGGGAAGUGGCGCACUGAAUGCAGACACGGAGAACGACGUUCUGCUCAUGUGGACGACGUUCAAUGAUAUCUACGCCAAUCUGGGAAAAGAAGAGUUCACUGAUGGCGAGAUAACUCAACUUGAGGAAAAGAUGAAGACGUGGAUCAAGCGAUUCUGCGAGUUGGGAUUUACCGCACCCGGCUUCGGCAAGAAGCGUGUUACACCUUACAUUCAUGCCAUGCUAUUCCAUUGCCCGGAUAUUAUUCGACGGUUUGGCAACUUGAAGCAGUUCACUGGAAAUGGCGUUGAGAAGACCAACGAUGAAGCACGGCGGAGUCACAUGCAGAAGAGCAACAAGUGGGAUGCAUGUGCUGAUGUACUGCUGCAUAGCGGACGCCGUCAGAUACUGAGCCACCACUGCAGAGAGAAGAGAAAAUACAAGAAAAAAGACGAGGAAUACUGGACCGCCAACAUCAAGGAGAGCAGAAGGAAAAGAAAACGAAUCAUCCGUUAAGCAGCCAACAGCUAUUAAUAUUUAUUUCUAUUCACUGAUAUACGGAACGUAUUUUGUGCAAUCUCAAAGCCAUGAAGAUCCAGAAUAUUUAUUUCUAUUCACUGAUAUUAUAGAACGUAUUUUGUGCAAUCUCAAUGGCACGAAAAUCCAGAAUAUUUUUUAAUUUCUAUUCAUUCAUAUAUAGAACGUAUUUUGUGCAAUCUCCUUCACACUCCCCUGCAUUAGGAAGAGAACCACUUCGUUCGGUCAUUCUUGGAACCCUGAAUGCCCUAGCCCCCUCCUUUCAUUUGAAACAACAUUUUGCAGCACAGUCAAUAUACAACACACCUAUUUACAAUAAACUACAACGGAGCAUUAUGUUUCUUUCUCUGACCUCACCAUUCAUGUGGCAAAUUCCUUGCACUGCUGCUGAGCGAAGUUCACAGACCCGUACUGCACAGCAACUUGUUGUACUGCAACUAUGUGCCCUGCCUCACCCCUAGUGUGAUUUUUGGGUGACCUACGUACUGUAGGUCGCAGGGUAAUGGGAUAGACCACUUGAGGACCUUGACCAAACUGAUCUAACACCCUGUCCCAACCUGGCAGGAAGUACUUUCCGGGGAAAUCUUUUCUGUCAAGCGUCCAUGCACCCCUGUUCUUUGGUUUGUCACCAAACCAGCACAUGAGGAUGUCACGCCGACAAUGAAAUGGCUCCCCGAUUGCGGCACCAGAACGCAGCCUUUUCUGUACCGCUAUAAUAAAGCUGUCAGCAGCGGCGUGAAGCUCAUCUGGCGAGAAAUUGCUCUCGCAAACGCCAGACUCAAAUGCCCUACAAAGACAAGAAUUAUGUAAUACAGAUGUUGAGCCAAGGAAUAACUUGUUCCAAACUGUUCACGUCCACAUUGUUGGAGUGGACCCCAACAUAAUUAUAA